Messenger RNA from Racocetra persica, 246 nucleotides. The record is from the annotation of a GenBank genome assembly. Lineage: Eukaryota; Fungi; Glomeromycota; Glomeromycetes; Diversisporales; Gigasporaceae.
UGUCAGAAUUCUACUCUCCAAUGACUGAGUCAAAUUUAGUAUAUUCGGAUAUUGAAGCAAAUAAUGAUAUAGAACAUAACCAAAUUUACUCCAGAAGAAGCUUUGUUGAAACUUAUUCGGAAUCUUCUCUUUCAAGUAUUGAACAAAACUUAAUUACAAAUAUAGAUGAAUCAAAGAUUCAAACAAUAAGAUACGAGCUGCGCGAAAUUAUUAAAAAUGAACUAGAAAAAUUUAGGCGAUUUUUAA